Molecule: messenger RNA, 7492 nt
Organism: Periophthalmus magnuspinnatus
Lineage: Eukaryota; Metazoa; Chordata; Actinopteri; Gobiiformes; Gobiidae
Product: tenascin-R-like
Molecular function (GO): protein binding
Source: RefSeq, a predicted model, not a curated record
AUGCUUUUGGCAGAGCACCUUCACAAGGCCAGGCUGCUCACAACAGGCUGGAUCCUGGCCCUGGCACUGCUCCUCCUUUUACAGAAUGGUAGUUAUGCUGCUCCAUCACAAGACAGUCCACUGGUCCGCACCACCAGAGUAAGAAGACAGAGCCCCGGUACAGACGAGCCCCCCUCCUCCUCCACAGUCAACCAGACGAUGAAAGACCAGCCUGUGGUCUUCAACCAUGUCUACAACAUAAACGUCCCUAUGGAGUCUCUCUGCUCUGUGGAUCUGGACGCCUCUGCAGCUGCCCCCGGGGCUCGGGCAGAGCUGGGGUCCAGACUCGCUGUGCAGGGGCCACUUGACUCAAUGGAACCCACAGAAUACACAGAGCAGACGCUGGACACUGAGAGCCAGGUCACAUUUACUCAUCGCAUCAACAUCCCCAAAGCCGCAUGUGGCUGUCCCUCGUCCAUCACCCUCCAGCAGCUGGUCACUCGAGUGGAGAUGUUGGAGAGGGAGGUGUCCAUGCUCAGAGCGCAGUGUGGCGCUGGGUGCUGUGGGGACGGCUCUGCCAUGGGCCGUUUGGAUGUCGGCUCCAGCUGCAGCGGUCAUGGCACCUUCAGCUUUGAGAUCUGUGGCUGUAUCUGUGAAGAAGGUUGGACGGGCAAGAACUGCUCAGAGCCGCGUUGCCCGGACGACUGCUCAGGACAGGGCAUCUGUGUGGAGGGCGAGUGUGUAUGUGACCGUGACUUCGGAGGGGACAAUUGUUCGGAGCCGCGGUGCCCUUCAGACUGCUCGGGGCGUGGCCUCUGUAUCGAUGGAGAGUGUGUGUGUGAGGAGUCCUACACGGGGGAGGACUGCAUGGUGGGACGCUGCCUCAACGACUGCUCUGACCAGGGCCAGUGCGUCAACGGCACCUGCCACUGUCGCCCUGGAUAUGUGGGGGAAGACUGCUCUCUGGUCUACUGUGCCAACAACUGCAGCAAGAAGGGGGUGUGCAAAGAGGGCUUCUGUGUGUGCCAGGACGGCUACGCUGGAGAUGACUGUAACUCAGUGGCACCAGCGAUGAACUUGAGGGUACGAGCAGUGACCGAUCGAUCAAUUGACCUGGAGUGGGAGGGCUCGGUCGUCCUUACAGACUUCCUGGUCACUUACACACCCAAUACCCCUGGAGGGGUGCAGAUGGAGUUGCGGCUGCCCGGUAACACCACCACAUGCUCCAUCUCCGGGCUGGACGCCGGAAUGGAAUACAACAUCAACGUGUUCUCUGUCAUCAACAACAGUAUCAGUGUCCCCGCCAGCAUCACCGUCUCCACCUAUGUCUCCAGUCCAGAUAGCUUAGUCUUCAAAUCCAUCAAGACGUCAGUGGAGGUCCAGUGGCAGCCGUUCUACUUCUCCUUCGAUGGAUGGGAGAUCAGCUUUAUCCCUAAGGACAAUGAUGGAGGGAUGACAGCACAGCUCCCCAGCACCAUCACCUCUUUUGUGCAGACUGGUCUGAGACCAGGAGAGGAGUACACAGUGAACCUGGUGGCCCUGAGGGAGCAGGGCAGGAGCCAACCCAUCACUGGCAUCGUCACAACACUGAUAGAUGGCCCCACUCAGCUGAUCGUUCGAGAUGUGUCAGACACGGUGGCGUUUGUGGAGUGGACCCCACCGAAGGCUAAAAUUGAUCAGAUCGUUCUGCGCUACGGCCUGGUGGGAGAAGGGCCGCGCACCACCUUCCGCUUGCAGCCCUCUCUCAGCCAGUAUUCCCUUCAGGUUCUGCAGCCCGGAUCACGUUAUAAUGUGUCUGUGAGUGGAGUGAGGAAAGGAAAUGAGAGCGGAGCCAUUUCCACAGAGUUUUCCACUGCUUUAUCGUUUUUCUCAGAGAUCGAUGCUCCUAAGAACCUGCGCCUCGUGACCAAGAGCUCCACCAGCCUGGAGCUGGAGUGGGACAACAGUGAGGCGGAGGUGGAUGGAUACCAGGUGGUAUACAGCACUUUGGCCGGAGACCUGUAUGAUAAAGUUAUUGUUCCACGCAAUGAAGGAGUCACCUCCAAGACCACACUGACAGACCUUCUCCCAGGCACAGAGUACGGCAUUGGCAUCUCAGCAAUGAGAGGAAGCAACCAGAGUGCCCCCUCAACCAUGAACGCCAGGACAGGCCUGGACGUUCCAUUGGACCUUACUGUCACAGCGUCCACAGAUAACACCAUAACUCUUGCGUGGGGGGUCGUCCAGGGCCCCAUUGACCAUUACAAGGUUACCUACAUAUCGUCGUCUGGCGUCACAACCGAGCUCACUGUUCCCAAAGAAGUGACCAUGGUGACACUAGUGGACCUUGAGCCUGGAACCGAAUACACAAUCACUGUGGCUGCACGGAGAGGCAGACAACAGAGCACCGCCGCUACAAUAGACGCCUUUACAGGAAUCAGGCCCGUAACUCACCUCUUCCUGUCAGAGGUGACUUCAAACACCGCGUUGGUGGCCUGGAGCUCUCCAGCGCCCCCUGCAGACUUCUUCAUUCUCAGCUACAGCUCGGCCGAUGGGACCGACACCUCCAAGGACACACUAGACGGAUCCAAGACCAGGUCUCUGGUUCAGGGCCUGCUGCCUGCGACAGAGUACACCAUCAGUUUAAUCACUAUACAAGGAGACUCUACCUCGGAGCCUAUUACAGCCUCUCUCACCACAGGUACAGACCCACCCAAAGUGCUGCUGGUGUCUGAUGUGACGGAGGACUCUGUAACGCUUUCCUGGAUCACACCACUGGCUCCUUUCAAACACUACAAACUUUCCUACCUGUCUGCCCAAGGCCGGGAGGACAGCAUGGUGAUUGACAGUGAUGUGAACAACUACACCUUGUCCAGUCUGUUCCCAGCCACGGAGUAUGAGAUCAGUCUGACUGCUGUCCGUGACAACCAGGAGAGCAAAGCGGUUAGCACAUCUGUGUUUACAGCUAUGGACAUGCCCUCUGAACUGGCAGCGAUUAACAUUACACCUCAAGGCGCCGUGUUGAGGUGGAAUCCUCCAGUCUCCAGUGUGGACAACUACGUCUUAACCCUCACGCACAACCAGGUAACGGCUGAUACAUUCCUGGUAGAAGGCAACAAGCAGGAGCACCAGCUGUCCAAUCUGAAACCCAGCACCACCUACUCCGUGGCCCUGUAUGCCACCAAGGGACCCCUGACCAGUGGAACAGUCAUCACUAACCUCCAAACACCAAUGGAUGCCCCACUGAAUCUGACAGCCAGUGAAGUGAACCAUCGCAGCGCUCUGAUCUCCUGGCAACCUCCUAUGGCUGAAAUCGACAACUACAUGCUCACAUACAAGUCUGCUGACGGAAGCCGCAAAGAGCUGAUCCUAGACUCCGAGGACACGUGGAUCCGCCUGGAGGGACUGGCUGAGACCACAGAGUACACCGUGAAGCUGCAGGCUGCCCGCGGACUGGAUACAAGCGCUGUUGUGUCCACUACUUUCACUACAGGGAGCCGCUUGUUUGCUACACCUCAGAACUGCGCCCAGCACCUGCUCAACGGAGAGGCCCUGAGCGGAGUCUACACCAUCUACAUUAACAGAGACCCCGGCCAAGGCGUGCAGGUGUACUGCGACAUGACCACGGACGAUGGAGGCUGGAUUGUGUUUCAGCGCCGACAGAACGGACUGACUGACUUUUCCAGAAAGUGGAACGAUUACCGCGCUGGUUUUGGAAAUCUGGAGGAUGAGUUUUGGCUUGGCUUGGACAACAUCCAGAGAAUCGCCGCUCAGGGCCGUUAUGAGCUGAGAAUCGACAUGAAGGAUGGACAGGAGUCGGUCUACGCAAAUUAUGAUAAAUUCUCCAUCGGGGACGCCAGAAACCUUUACAAGCUCAGGAUAGGGGAGUACAACGGCACCGCAGGGGACUCUCUGAGCUACCACCAGGGCCGGCCCUUCUCCACUAAAGACAGAGACAACGAUAUUGCUGUCACAAACUGUGCCUUGUCCUACAAAGGGGCCUGGUGGUACAAGAACUGCCACCGGGCCAACCUCAACGGCAAAUACGGGGAGUCCAGACACAGCCAGGGGAUUAACUGGUACCACUGGAAAGGCCAUGAGUUCUCCAUUCCGUUUGUGGAGAUGAAGAUGAGGCCGUUCAAGUUCCGCAGCAUCAGCAGCAAGAGGAGGCGGUUAGCUGAGUAACCGCACACCCCCGGCUUGGAGUGAUGGAGCCCUGGUCGGACCAUGUUUAACACAGGAUCUGAAUAACUUCAACAAGAAGAUAGCUACUAAUAUGUUAACGUUUGUUACAUAACAGCUACGAAGUGUGAAAAGCCUCUCUAACAACCCACUCUUAGCAGCAUGAGACAUGGUCCGACCUGCGUACAUCCUCUCUCCUGCUUUCGCUGUCUGCUCCUGCUGUACUUCUGCCCAGAAGACAAUGUAUGUAUUUGAUGAAUAAUUUUGAUGACAAUUGUUCAUUUUGCUGUAAAACAGGAAGGCAACCCCAGAGCUUUCUCUCCUUUUAAGUCUGUGAAUGGCCUUUCCCUGUGUAGGAAAGACAAGAGCUCCGAAACACCCUCCAAACUGAGGGAGUAUUAUUUUAAAUUCAAACGCUUUUAACAAAAAUAAACUGUACACGCCCUUAAAACUCCUAACUGUAAGAUAUCUAUAUUUUUAUAACUGAUAUUGUGACAAUAUUCACCUAUUUCAUUUAAUUUAAUUAUAUUUAAUUUAUAGUCCUGUUUUUGCAUCUAUUUAAGUUAAUGUUAUUAUUACAAUGGAUAUAAUUUAAUCAACAACCGAAUCUCUCAGAAAGCAGUGCACCAGCAACAACUCUGUGAUAUUUCUAAUUCCUCCAAAUGUCUCAGUGUGUCCAGAUGUGUUAUUUAAGUACACUUUUUCCUGUGCAUUAAAUAGUUUAUUUUGUCAGUUGGUGUUAUACAUAUAUAUUUUGGCGUAGAAUAGUGGACAAGAUGGUACCGUGUUUUCAUUUUUUAUUUGGCCGUCUGAGCCCGGAUACAUCUCCAUCUAUUGGCUUUUUCUGAACAUUUUGGGUGUAUUCACUAUCACAUGAAUGCACCAUGAGUUUUCUGGAUAAAUCAGCCAAAAAAGAAAAUUAUAAUGGUGUAUUUAAUAAAGUUAUUAUAGAGGGAGUAUAGAGGAAGCUUCAUUUGCACUAAAAGUAAGAACAAAUAAGCUAUUCUGGUCUCAUUUGUGUGACUUUUAUGGCUAUUCAUGAACAAUAGUCAUAAUUUUAUCAACUCCCCUCUGAUGAACGAAGGCGUGCUCCUGCUCUCUCUGUGUGGGACUACUGAUGAUGUGGUUGCCUGCAGUUAUGGUGACAUUUAAGCUAAAUCUGCUUUAUAGACUCAGCCUGCUGUUUGAAAUAUGGUCAUUCUCUUCUCUUAAUGAAGUCUUGCCUUUUAGGACUCGCAGUUAAUCAUGUCCCUGGGUGGGUGUAUUCAAUGUUGCUCAUAAACUCCAAAUAAAGUCAUGUUGUUAAUCCAGUGUUAGCCUAAAUUAAACAAAGAAAGCAGAACAUUGCAUUGCGCGAGCCAAUUCUUUGCUUCUCUGUUUAAGCUCCCAGCAGAACCAACAUGGCGGUGCUUGUAUUCUUUCACUGUCCGGGUGUAAUCUGCUGCGUGGCCUUCCAGCGUUAUGUAUUUAGUUACUAUUUUCAAACAUUUAUUUUCUUUUAUACAGCAAUCAACCAAACACACCAGACUAAAUCCUGUUUCUGUUGUCAAAAUGAAAAGAGUUAUGUAGAUUAUUUUGGGGUUUUUUGUCACCAGGACUGCAGGCAUUAUUUGGAUUUUCAUAAGGCACUUUUAUUUUGAAACUGUGAAAUUUCUUUUUACACUCACCCGUACAGCCACUGUGAAUUGUAUUAUACGGCAGUGUUUUUGGUUGUGUUUAUUUUCCCUGUUUUUGACAAAUUGUAUGUGAAGAACCUGCUGUGAACCUGUGAGCCUGUAUUUGUGUCCACUUAGGGUUGUCAAACGCAUCGAAAAUCAGAUAUUAAUUGAUGCAAAAAACAGUUUUAAGUCUAUUCCUUAGUAUCAAAAUCGAGUUUGAAGUUUUAGUAUCGCGACAACGCUACGUCCACUCCACAAAUACAGCCUUUACGCAGCAGAACUAUAGUCAAAGCACUUGUCGAGCAUUUUUGUGUACGAGUUGUCUACGUAAAACCCUUUUAAUUUUAUAGAAGUCAACUUAACGCGAAACACUUCUUCACUGUUCUUGUCCUUAAUUUCUUCCUUGGAGCUCCCUCUACAUUUGGUAAUGAAAGACAAUUUUAGAUACUCAUUUAUUCUGUUAGCUCUUGUGUAAUUGACUUGCGGUGCAGUGCCAGGCAGCAGCAGCAACAAAACAAAGACCCUUCCUUCCGCUGGAUUUAAAAGUUUGUGUUUUCAUUAUGUCAGAAUGUCAACCUUGAGUGACUAAAGCUGCACAUUAGCGUUUCGACUAAAUACGUUCUGUAAUUUGCAUCCAGAUUCACACAUACAUCCCGGUAACCUCUGCAUUAACAACCCAGCUCUAAAUAUAUCCAGCUAAAAUUAAAAACCGAAUCCCCGAUAUCGCGUUAACAAGUUGCAUAAUUAAUUUACUAAACGUUUAAUGGCGGCCAGGGUUGCUAUGGAAGUUGGCUGGAAAGGUUGGAGUAGGUGAAGCGACUUAACUUUGAUAAAUGAGUUCUCCGGGCCAAUGAAGAGAGGCUCAAAUUGCUAACAAAGGCAAAACAAAACAGAUGCAAGUAAAAAAAAGUAAACAAUGAACAAAUGUGUAUGGGCUGGGCGACCUUUUGCAGAGCUGAUUAAUGUUUGGGUGUCAAAGUGACUGUCUCGUUGCUUCUCCCGCGAUCCAUCUCCCGCCGUGAUUCAUUGUAGAGUAGGGAAUUUUCCAUGUACUUUCUAUUAUUAAGUAUUGCGUUUGUGCGUUUUUAUGGGAGGAACGCUGGAGGAACAGAAUGUGAUUUGCUGGGCGUGUCUUACGGCGCACUAUAACGUGUUUGGGUCUAGUAAAAUUUCAUGACCUUCAGGGAACAUCAGCUGUUGACAGAUUCAUGCCAGUUCUUGUUUUCUUUAGCAUUAGCAGUAAAAAAAUGCCACAAAAGUUACACGUUUAUUAUAAGACCCUAAGACAUCAAUUGUAAGUUAUAGCUCGUACUAUUUAUUUAUCAGUUCCUUUUGUUUCUAUGUGUUUUUAGGUUGUAAUAUUUAGAUUUUUAUGAACCACUGGAAAAACGCAACUUGUCUGUGACGUUAUCUAUAUGUACGCUGUUGUUUUUUUCUUUUUAUCUGAUUGAACAGUGAACUAAUUAUGUUACGAACCAUUUUAAUUUAUAUUUUCUUAUGUUCAAUUAUUAUAUUCAUUUACAUUUUUUGCCAUAAUGCUGUAAAUGUCAUAAAGGUGAAGUUGACUGUUGGAAAGCUAUGUUAAAACUACUGAUUUCUUGUUGGAUAACCUUAGCUCUAGUUUGACUGAAACAUGUACAAUAUAGUUCCUUUUUUAAUACAUUUUCUACAUAUUAAUAAAAUAUUUAAUAGUC